Myodes glareolus (Bank vole) is the source of this 905-nucleotide messenger RNA. The record is from RefSeq and is a predicted model, not a curated record. Lineage: Eukaryota; Metazoa; Chordata; Mammalia; Rodentia; Cricetidae.
CCCCACUCAAGUCACUUGUGGCUAGAAAGUGGUGACCUAGAAGCUGACCACUUGUAGAGCGUCACAUUUUCCUGGAUCUGCAGAAUGGAGGGUCACUGUAAAAGAAACGAAGAUUCAGGUACCAGCCAUCUGGACAGUGCUUGAGCUGCAGAAACUGAGACCACUCCUCCAAGGACCUCCAGUCUGAGCAUCUCUAGUGACCUUCUCUGCAUUAGCUGUCACUGCUACAGUUAUUUUUAGCUGCAAGUUCCUGCAGGGUGGGGCACCUAUCUGAAUCAGAGCUUGGUGCCCCCUGCCCACUGACGCUACAUCCCAGGCUGCUGCUGCCGCCUGUCAUUUCAGGAUGAAAGGGGAGACCCCUGUGAACAGCACUAUGAGUAUUGGCCAAGCACGCAAGAUGGUGGAACAGCUUAAGAUUGAGGCCAGUUUGUGCCGAAUAAAGGUGUCCAAGGCGGCAGCAGACUUGAUGACUUACUGUGAUGCUCACGCUUGUGAGGAUCCCCUCAUCACUCCUGUGCCCACUUCGGAAAACCCAUUCCGGGAGAAGAAGUUCUUCUGUGCCCUCCUCUGAAGAGUUUUGUCCCUCUGAACUCAUCUCCCCUCCGAGACCCGCCCUUAGAUCGGAAAUUGUAGCAGCCUGUUUCUACCCAUACCUAUCAUGAGAUUCGCUGAAGCACAAGCCCUCCUUACCCAUGUCUACCCCAUCUCCUCACCCUGAGGCCAACUACAAAUACCUUUUACUCCAUCCAGAGGGACCCCGCUAAACUGCCAGAAUUCUGCCUGAUUCCCUCUGUGAUCCGUUCAGGCAAUGGAGAGGGGGAUGCCCGGGUGCUUGUUCUCAGUCUCACCUGGAGCUAUUGGAAAGGUAAAGGCAUUUGAAGAAUAAAGUCAUCCAGAGCCUCAGA